AAAACUUUCAUGGCUUCCGGCCCUUAUCUUUGGGAACGGCUGCCAAAGCCGAAUAUGGCCAACACAACCUUCCAGAUUCUCUUGGAUGGCCCCGAAGACGUUUUUGGACCACAGCUAGAUUGUCCUGAGACGCCUGUUACCCCACAAGAUCCAGAUAUCAGCGAGGAACAACAAAGAAUACAGAAGAUCAAAGAGGCCAUUCAGCAUUCCCACGACUCGCGGGCGCUGAAGGCCAAGAUGAUGGCUUCACGAAUGCACUCCAAACAUUUUGCUGAGUUUGAUGAGGAUACCAGUUUGGACGACCUUGCCUUGCAGAGAAUCACCAAGUUAGUAAAUAUGGACGAGGACAGCGACUCAGACCGGUUGGAGUUGAACAAACUGUUUCCCAACGGAGUGCGCACGAUCAAGCUUUUGGAGGGUGAUCAGGACAACAUUGACCGUAUGUUGAGGCUUGAAAGCUCCAAACACGCAGUGUUGACACAAAAGAUGCGCACAAAAAGACAGGCCUCAGAAGAGUCAAGCUUGCUUGCAAGCGAAGUGUCCGGUGAUGUUAUCCAGUCGAAACGAGGAAAACGGGAAUUUGUAAGAUCCAGCUUCACGCGAACUGAGUCGGAACAGAAAGAGACAGAGGAUAGAAAAAGUGGGCGCGCAGAUUACAAAGAACGGGAGAGCCCAGACGAAGAUAUGAGCUAGGAAACCGAUUUUGCUGAGGCAGGUAAUGGCCCCAUCGACGUCGAGGACCAUGGAUCGUCCUCUGCAUCGAGCUCUCAAUACGAGCCUCUGUCUCAAUCUUUGGAUAAAAAGUGCAAUUCCAUCUAACGAGAUUGCCUACGCUAAUCGAUUGUCGUGGUGAAGCGCAUGGCGAAUGCCCCGGGGGUCGCCAGGAGUUUUGUAUUAUAGGGGUGUUUUAUAGUGUAAAG
Messenger RNA from Ogataea polymorpha, 920 nucleotides. RefSeq lists its product as uncharacterized. The annotation marks the transcript as partial. The record is from RefSeq and is a predicted model, not a curated record. The transcript has a single exon. Lineage: Eukaryota; Fungi; Ascomycota; Pichiomycetes; Pichiales; Pichiaceae.